AUGCUUACAAUUACAGCGCACGCGCAUGCUCGGAUCUUACCAUUUACUCUCCGUGUUGGUCAUUUUGUUACGAAACUGAGAUCUGUAUCAUCUACUCAGAGCGACAAAUCCUAUCGUGGCUCAGUAUCGCCCAAAACAUUUGCGGAUUUUUUGCGUGACUGCGGUCUGUCCGAUAAAAGGCUUUGUCAGGAGCUCUAUCCGCUGGAGCAGGGGCAACGUGCACCGAACGAUGAAUUUCCUAUUGCAGUGGCGUGCUCAGGUGGCGCGGACAGCGUGGCUUUGAUGUUGCUGCUUAAAGAGUAUAUGCAAGAGAAUCAGAUCAAGACUCCGCUUUUGGCAGUCACAGUGGACCAUCGAUUGCGUUUUGAAAGUAGCAAGGAAGCUCUGGAAGUUGCUAAGCUUUGUACUGAUUGUGGCGGUAUCAAACACAUUAUUGAGGUCUGUGACUGGCAUCUCGAAAAAGCUGGAAAACAAAUGCGAGGUGGUGGUCAGAAUGAUAAUUCUAGGUCAGUGACACCGCGUAAAAGCAAAAUAGAAGAACAAGCACGACAAUAUCGCUACAACUUGCUGCAGCGAGUCUGUAAGAAGUACCGGGUGUGCUGCUUAUUUGUGGCUCAUAAUCGCGGUGACCAGUUGGAGACGACACUAUUUCGUCUUGGUCGGUCAAGCGGCAUCAAUGGAUUAGCAGGGAUGUCCAGAACGCAUCCUUUAUCUUCGAUUCAUGAUCUAGGAAAUGGAUCAAUCUUCAGCGAGAACAAUGCGCGAAACCACACAACAAUUGUUCGACCAUUGCUUUCUACUACAAAGGGCGAAUUGCUAGCGACAUGCGCUCGAUUUCGAAGAACUUGGAUACACGAUCCAUCCAAUGACAACCCCAUAUUCGAUCGCGUUCGAAUUCGUCAGGAGUUGAUGCGAUUGGAAAGUGAGCAAGGUUCUGACAUCUUAAAUUUGUUUUCUCGGUUCCAGCUGAUUGCCGAUAAAGCAAAAAAGGAAUUUGCAUGUGUCGAACACGCCAUGCUUCGCAAGUACAUUGUGACCUGGAAGCCCGAUUUCGUUACUUUGCAACGGGCUGUCUUUCACGAUCCUGCAAUGUUCGACGAGCUGAUGCAUCGUAUUCUCUCAAUUAUCAUAGUGCACGUUGGAAACAAGGUUACGCCUCCUCGAUUGAGAUCUGUCAAGCGCCUUAAAAAAGAUCUUCAAAUUUUACCAAAAGGAAAGCAGGUCACUCUAGGAGGAUGUAAGAUCAAAUGUACCUCAAGUGUUUCUGAAGGCUACCUACUGGAAGUCCAACCAGAACGAAAGAGGAAAUUGACCUGUCUUGACACUUAA
Molecule: messenger RNA, 1329 nt
Organism: Plasmopara halstedii
Lineage: Eukaryota; Oomycota; Peronosporomycetes; Peronosporales; Peronosporaceae
Product: trna-lysidine synthetase
Exons: 4
Coding region: 1-1329 (442 amino acids)
Biological process (GO): tRNA processing
Molecular function (GO): ATP binding; ligase activity, forming carbon-nitrogen bonds
Source: RefSeq, a predicted model, not a curated record